This is a messenger RNA of Sorghum bicolor (sorghum), 798 nucleotides long. RefSeq names its product translation initiation factor IF-2. The transcript has a single exon. The record is from RefSeq and is a predicted model, not a curated record. The coding region runs from base 191 to 664 and encodes 157 amino acids. NCBI's taxonomy places the organism in Eukaryota, Viridiplantae, Streptophyta, Magnoliopsida, Poales, Poaceae.
AUUGAAUAGAACAAUAUGCAAUAUAAACAAUAAAAAAUAUGAGUCUAAAGUUAUAUAGCACAUGUAUUAGUAUAUAAUAAAAUUUCGGAUUUUUCUUUCGGCCACCACCGAAAUUACCGAAAUUUCGGCAAAAUUUCGCCGAAAUUUUGAACCCUGUCGUACAUAUCGGAUAUUCCGGAUCCGCAUCCGGAUGCGUGCUCCGAUCGCUAUAAAUUCCCCAGCGGCCGCCCACCCGCAAGCGCAAGGCAAACCGCAACGCAAUUCAAUCAACAAAGCAAUCGAAGCAGCAACCCCCGCCGGCGAGGCAAAGUCGAGUGCAAUGGCGAUGGCACCGUCCGCAGCAUGCAGCGCCGUCUCGUUCCCGGCCUCCCCGGCGGCAUCGGCGUCCUCGGCCCGGCCCCGCGCCGCCGGGGCGGCGAAGGGCGGCGGCAACGGCAAGUGGUGGGCGCCGCUGCUGGGUUGGUCGGGAAAGGCCGACUACCUGGAGGCCCCGGCACCGGCGCCGGUACCGGUGGCGCAGGACGAGGCGGCGCGGAGGCAGUUCGUGGGGGUGAUGACGGAGGAGAAGGCCCGGGAGCUGCGGGUGCGGAUGGCGCAGACGGAGUCGUUCCACGACGCCAUGUACCACUCCGCCAUCGCGUCCCGCCUCGCACGCUCCGCCUAGCGGGUGGUGUGCGCGCAGCGGCGGCGCCGCCGCAGCUCUGUGUGUACAUAUAUAGUUUGUCAUUAGCUGCUCUCACUGUUGGUGGAGGAGGGGAGAUUGAACGGAAGAGCAAGUGGAUCUGGGUUUUUUUUUUA